UUCCGGUGUGUAGGAACUGCAUCAACACUGUCAACAGAGGAAAUACAUUGUCAUGGAGUUUAUUGUUGAUUUUCUAAGAGUUAAAGUUUUUAUUUUAGCGUUAUUGAAAUGAGACACUGUAACUGGACGUAUGCACAGAUGGUACAGUGUAUCUCGGAACUUUCUCUUCCUCGGAUAAGGCAUGCAUAACGGAAGACUAGCUGUCACCGUUGGCUAAUGCACCUCUCUUAUUCAGAGGGGUUGGGUUAAAUGCGGAAGACACAUUUCAGGCCGGCACACAUGUCCCAUGGAGAGGAGAAAAUAACCCCGAAGAGGAGAAGGAAAAAGAAGACGUCUCUGUUGCCCGGCUCCUAAAGUGAUCAAGCACUCUGAGAGAGCGAGAGAGUGAGAGAGUGAGAGAGAGAGAGCGAGAGAGCGAGAGAGCGAGAGAGCGAGAGAGUGAGAGAGCGAGAGAGUGAGAGAGCGAGAGAGUGAGAGAGUGAGAGAGAGAGAGCGAGAGAGCGAGAGAGCGAGAGAGCGAGAGAGUGAGAGAGCGAGAGAGAGAGAGUGAGAGAGCGAGAGAGCGAGAGAGUGAGAGAGAGAGAGUGAGAGAGAGAGAGUGAGAGAGAGAGAGUGAGAGAGAGAGAGUGAGAGAGAGAGAGCGAGAGAGAGAGAGAGAGCGAGAGAGAGAGAGAGAGAGCGAGAGAGAGAGAGCGAGAGAGAGAGAGAGAGAGCGACAGACAGACAGACAGACAAGAUCGAAGGGGGAAACAGAAACAAAGCAGUGAAACAAACAAUGGCUUUCUUGGACAACCCAGCCAUUAUCUUGGCUCACAUCCGGCAGUCCCAUGUGACCAGCGAUGACACGGGCAUGUGUGAGAUGGUGCUAAUCGACCACGACGUGGACCUGGAGAAGUGGCAGCUGGCCUCGGUGCCCGGCAGCAGCGGGGGUUCACUGGGUUCGGGCUCCCUAGGCGAAGGGGGCAGCGGAGGGGAGAACCCGGGCUGCGACCUCUCCCAGUCAUUGGACAUCACCUCCAGCUGGGACUUUGGCAUCCGUCGGCGCUCCAACACAGCUCAAAGACUUGAACGGUUAAGGAAAGAGCGACAGAACCAGAUCAAAUGCAAAAACAUUCAAUGGAAGGAGAGGUCGUCCUCACAAUCAGCGGAGGACCUGGGUUCCCUGUUUGAGAAGAGGGACUUUAAAGAUAGACCCAGGAGCACUGGUACCAAGUCGACCCUCUCUCUCCGGCUCGAGCAAUGCCCCCAGCAGCUCAACAACCCUUUCAACGAAUACUCCAAAUUCGACGGCAAGGGCCACGUAGGUACAACCGCAACCAAAAAAAUUGACGUCUACCUCUCGAUGCAGUCUGCACAGGAGAAACUGCAUCCCAUGAUGGUGGUGACCAUCGCCAACGCUCGGGUCCACGACCUCAUUGGCCUCAUCUGCUGGCAGUACACCAGCGAGGGCCGCGAACCCAAACUCAAUGAGAACGUGAAUGCAUACUGCCUCCACAUAGCAGAGGAUGACGGGGAGGUGGACACAGACUUCCCCCCUUUGGACUCCAAUGAGCCCAUCCACAAGUUUGGUUUCAGCACUCUGGCCCUGGUCGAGAAGUACUCGUCCCCCGGCCUGGCCGCCAAGCAGUCCCUCUUUGUACGAAUAAAUGCUGUCCAUGGUUUUUCUCUCAUCCCAGUGGACAGCCUGAAGGUGACCAUGAAGGAGAUCCUGCAGAAGGCACUGAAGAAGAGGAAAGGCUCUCAGAAAGGCUCUGGUCCCAUGUACCGUCUGGAGAGGCAGACGGAGCCCAACGUGCCCGUGGAUCUGGACUGCAGCCUCGAGAGCCAGAGCACCCUAGAGUUCUGCCUGGUCAGGGAAAACAGCUCCAGAGGAGAGGACAGUUCAGAGGAGGAUCCUCCCAUGGACAUCACCACGGUGCAGGACAUGCUGAGUAGCCACCGCUACAAGUCCUUCAAGAUCAGCAUGAUCCACAAGCUCCGCUUCACCACUGACGUACAGCUCGGCAUCUCGGGGGAGAAGGUGGAGAUCGACCCCGUCACCAACCAGAAGACCAGCACCAAGUUCUGGAUCCGACAGAAACCUAUCUCCAUCGAUUCAGACCACCUCUGUGCCUGUGACCUUGUGGAGGAGAGGAGCCCCAGUCAUGCAAUAUUCAAGCUCACAUACCUCAGUAACCACGACUACAAGCCCUUGUACUUUGAGUGUGAUGCUGCUACUGUCAAUGAGAUCGUGCUUAAGGUGAACUACAUCCUGGAGUCUCGGGCCAGCACGUCGCGGGCGGACUACUUUGCCCAGAAGCAGCGUAAACUGAGUCGGCGCACCAGUUUCAGCUUCCAGAAGGAGAAGAAGUAGAGGGGAGACCCUGGAGCCACUGUCUAGACCCUGGAGCCACUGUCUAGACCCUGGGACCACUUUCUAGACCCUGGAGCCACUGUCUAGACCCUGGAGCCACUGUCUAGACCCUGGAGCCACUGUCUAGACCCUGGGACCACUUUCUAGACCCUGGAGCCACUGUCUAGACCCUGGGACCACUUUCUAGACCCUGGAGCCACUGUCUAGACCCUGGAGCCACUGUCUAGACCCUGGAGCCACUGUUUAGACCCUGGAGCCACUGUCUAGACCCUGGAGCCACUGUCUAGACCCUGGAGCCACUGUCUAGACCCUGGAGCCACUGUCUAGACCCUGGAGCCACUGUCUAGACCCUGGAGCCACUGUUUAGACCCUGGAGCCACUGUCUAGACCCUGGAGCCACUGUCUAGACCCUGGAGCCACUGUCUAGACCCUGGAGCCACUGUCUAGACCCUGGAGCCACUGUCUAGACCCUGGAGCCACUGUCUAGACCCUGGAGCCACUGUCUGGACCCUGGAGCCACUGUCUGGACCCUGGAACCACUGUCUGGAUCCUGGAACCACUGUCUGGAUCCUGGAACCACUGUCUAGACCCUGGAAUCACUGUCUGGACCCUGGAGCCACUGUCUAGACCCUGGAGCCACUGUCUAGACCCUGGAGCCACUGUCUGGACCCUGGGACCACUGUCUAGACCCUGGAGCCACUGUCUAGACCCUGGAGCCACUGUCUAGACCCUGGAGCCACUGUCUAGACCCUGGAGCCACUGUCUAGACCCUGGAGCCACUGUCUAGACCCUGGAGCCACUGUCUAGACCCUGGAGCCACUGACUUCACUCUCACAGCAGAGGGCCAAGGGAGAGAGUGAAGAGUGUCACAGUCAGAGAUAUAAUAAGAGUGAGAGAUGAUGAGAAAUAAAAAGAGAGGGAGAUCGAGGCCGCAGGAAGAUGUUUUUUCGUUCUCUGCUCAUACAGUAAAGGCCUAGUUCACUAAUUUUGAAAAAUAUAUAUUUUAUUUAGAUUCAUCAGGGGGUGCUGUAGCACCCUCGACACCCUUACUUCUCGCAGCUAUGAGGGAGAUGCGUCUUGAUCCUAGAUAAUUAAAGAGCUGCCUCCUAAACUCCAAUGUCUUCACAAAAGGGUCUCCACUCGCUAGCCAUAUCAGAUCUAAAGUUCCCUGCCUGACCUUUGUCCUUUUAGGAAUGCUUAGACAUGAACAAGGGUUUGUAGUCCUAUUCUGAAGGAGAUGAAGGAAUGCAACUCUCCCCCCCCUGUUAUUGUCAAUCCCAUGAACUCAGGAUGGAUCAGAGGACCACGGUGUUGCUUUAACACCAGUGUCAAUCAACGAAACCUUGUUCCAUCCACUGCCGCCUACAAAUCAAUUCUACAUUUGAGAGUUGAAUGCAUAUACCGAUGGCUCGAGUGAAAAGCGAAGCCAUCAGGACAAUGAAAAUACUAAAUCCCUCGCUUCUGCUCUUCUCUACGUAUGAAGAUGUAAACUUAAUCAGUCUUAUGUUGUACAUUGGUAUGUAAAGGGAACAUCCUUACAUUUUUAUUUGUAUAUAGAUAAUGAUUACAUUCAGGGGUUUAAUUAAAUUAUAUGAUGAAACCUGCUUUGGCCAUAGUACAUUCAGUGCCUGAAACCUUUAAAAUAGUGGCUCACUACCAAUCAAUGCCAGUUCUGCUGAGGUGCUGUGAGGGUUUUUAAAAAACACAAGCAAGACGAGUACAUAAGGAAGGCAUUUUCCAUACUUUCGAGUCUGACAGAAAACUCUCAAAACGACUUAUUGUGAAUAAAGGUAGCAAGGGGAUAAGGAAGGGGUACGACCUGACAGAUUUUUAUGAUUUCAAACAAAACAAACAAAAUAAAUGUAAUUAUUACCUGUACUUUUUACUGUGAUCUAUACAAUUAUUUUUUUCUUCAUUGUAUCUAUGGACUGUAAAAUAAUGAAUGAAGCACUGUCUGUUGAACAGAUCAUGUUUGUUCAGACUGUCCCGAUGGGAGGCACAUAAGGAAUGUAUUACUUUUUACAGCAUUUUGUUGAUGUUGUUAAUACAAUGACAUUAUAUAAAUUCUGCUCAUA
Oncorhynchus kisutch (coho salmon) is the source of this 4428-nucleotide messenger RNA. It is a transcript of the gene mapkap1, whose product is annotated as MAPK associated protein 1. Gene Ontology annotation, molecular function: phosphatidylinositol-4,5-bisphosphate binding. Lineage: Eukaryota; Metazoa; Chordata; Actinopteri; Salmoniformes; Salmonidae. The record is from RefSeq and is a predicted model, not a curated record. The transcript is spliced from 13 exons. Gene Ontology annotation, cellular component: TORC2 complex; plasma membrane; cytoplasm. Gene Ontology annotation, biological process: TORC2 signaling. Bases 776 to 2353 code for a protein of 525 amino acids.